This is a messenger RNA of Clupea harengus (Atlantic herring), 1596 nucleotides long. RefSeq names its product tumor necrosis factor ligand superfamily member 13B-like. Gene Ontology annotation, cellular component: membrane. Gene Ontology annotation, molecular function: tumor necrosis factor receptor binding; receptor ligand activity. The record is from RefSeq and is a predicted model, not a curated record. NCBI's taxonomy places the organism in Eukaryota, Metazoa, Chordata, Actinopteri, Clupeiformes, Clupeidae. Gene Ontology annotation, biological process: immune response; positive regulation of B cell proliferation.
GUUAUCUGUCAACAAAAAUAUAUAUCUCCUCAAAAGAUGAAAUAUAGAUCCUUUUUUUUAAAUGUGGUUCUAAUUCUACAAAUUGUGUGUGUAGAUCACAACGGCUGGUUUUAUUUUGACAAUAGAGCGUAGCCUACAGUGUUAUUGCCACAGAGUCAUAUUGACUGACGAGCUCAAACACUAAAACUAACCUCUGGCUGGACCCCAAUUUAUCCUGGGGCGCAAGACUGAAUAUGGUAAAUUCCUGUGUCGUCGGACAAUUUAUGCACACCGGGAGUUGGCCGUGUCGAUGUUGAAAUAUGUGCCAUAAUUGCCUUACUGUGAGGUAUAGAGGAAACAUGCUUAGCCAUCAACAUAGGGAUCGCUUAACCAAAGAGGAAGUAAGAGGCAGCCUACAAGAGCACAAGUACAGAAAGAGUUCCUCUUUUUUUUUUUUUGCAAUAGGCCGACAUUCAUUUAUCUCACAGGAAACGUUGCCUGGGCUUAUGAUUUUGUCACAUUUACGGACAGGAGAGCGGGUUAGAUCGGCAGUUUUUGCUGAGAAACGUCUGGGUUUUGCCGCAGGAUUAGGCCUACUUAUGAGUUAUUGCACUCUUCUCGUCUCAGUCACAGUAGUGACUUUGUGUCUGAGCAUCGUCCUCAUCCAGGAGGUCAGGGUUUUAAAAACAGAUCUCAACGGAAUUAAAAGAGACCUUCACUCCCCCUUGGCUCAUCGGUCAGUGAAAGAGUUCAGCUAUGGACUGUUUAUGUCUAGCAUGUGGGAGGUAUGUCAGUUGAUUAUUCCGUUUAAGUGUUGAUGGCAGAAUUCAGAAUUUAUGGACUUGCUGUUUCUUUUAAUGCUAUGACAUGAUUGGUGGGGGGUAAAACUAAAGGUCAUUCUGUGUCGUUCCACCAACACCCACAACCCUACCAACAACUGGCGGGUCAUCGGCAGCAUUCGUUUAAAAGGCCUCGGAACAAACGAGAGCAAGACGUCUGGACCACUCAGGCAUCAUUCUUGCAGAUGACAGCCAUGGCAAACGAAAAGCCCAUACAGAGAGGUAAUGUGACGGUAAUUCCAUGGACGGUUGCCAUCCACCAAGGUUCAGCUGUCACUGCAUCAGACAACAAAAUCAUCGUCCAACAAGACAGUUACUUCAUGGUGUUUGGCCAGGUUCUGUAUCACAACCAAGGAACCAUUAUGGGCCACCUGAUCCGCCAGCACCCAGCCAACGCGUCUGGAACCGAGACAGGGUACCGAGACCUGUUCCGCUGCCUCCAGGAGAUGCCUACGGAAAACAGCGCAAACACAUGUUACACCGCAGGGAUCGUGAAGCUUGAUCGCAACGACCAGCUGGAGUUGGUCAUUCCCGAUCGGCCUCACACACAAGUAGCCAUGGAUACGGAAUCAACCUUCUUUGGAAUCAUUCAGCUGCAAUAAACAAAGGAACACCCCCCCUAACAUGUCUUGUCUGACAACCACAGAAUGGGCUGGAAUAUAUUCUGCAUACUUGAUUUUCAGUAUACAGUGCUCUUUUCAUCUGACCAAAAAAGGGGCCUGUGUUAUUGUACUCAGUUGACAAGACAAAAAUAGGUACACUGAAGGCUCUGCUCUCU